AUGGUCGAUUGGUGGAAGACAUUGUUCCGGGACGUCAGAGAUUAUAGAAGUUCAGAAUCCCGAAAUCGGAGGACGUCGAAAGUUCAGAAAGCUUCAGAAGUUUCGAAAAAUCGCCAAAAUUCUAGACAACGCAUUCCGCUGAUUGAUCCACCGCUGCCAGGACAGCAAUUGACUUCGAGUAGGUUUCUUUUGCUACAGCAACCCAAGAAUUUAAUUUUUUGCAGUGGAAGAAAUUCAAACGAUCUCAAUGAGAGUUAUGCAAAGUUCAUAAAUGCUGGACAACGGAUUACGGUAGCGAAGAAAGCGCUCGUCAGCUGGAACUGUACAUUUUGCUCGGAUUGUACCAAAAACAUCACGCUGAGCAAUGAAAUGGACACAUUUCUACAUAUUGUGAAAGUCAAUCAUCAGAAGAAGAUGAAUGGUCAAGCUACACGGUCGGAUUUACUGUAUUGGAAGGAAUGGGUCGAUAGAUGGGAUGCCGAAACUACAGUAACCGCGCAAUGUUUGAUCGAGCCUACAGAAGUCCCACAAAAUGUUCAUGAAGCGAAUGGAUACAUUAGAAGUGUGAAUUAUCUGUCUACAGUAAGAACUGGUAGUUUUUGA
Caenorhabditis briggsae is the source of this 603-nucleotide messenger RNA. The transcript has 3 exons. The coding region runs from base 1 to 603 and encodes 200 amino acids. The record is from RefSeq and is a predicted model, not a curated record. NCBI's taxonomy places the organism in Eukaryota, Metazoa, Nematoda, Chromadorea, Rhabditida, Rhabditidae.